This is a messenger RNA of Metarhizium robertsii ARSEF 23, 504 nucleotides long. RefSeq lists its product as uncharacterized. NCBI's taxonomy places the organism in Eukaryota, Fungi, Ascomycota, Sordariomycetes, Hypocreales, Clavicipitaceae. The transcript has 3 exons. Bases 1 to 504 code for a protein of 167 amino acids. The record is from RefSeq and is a predicted model, not a curated record.
AUGUUGCCCGCUUGGGUUGAUGGGACCACUCCUGAGAACAGGGAUUUGAGGUGCCCGUCGAUCCGAGUUAAUACUGUCACGUCGACUUUUUAUGCCUGUGGUCUUCAUUACCUAGAUAGUUAUACUAGAGAUUGCAUCGCCGCGUGCUGUGUUCUCUCGGACAUGUCAACCUUUCGACUGCCCAGCAUGAUAUACACGACGGCCCUAUACAACAGGGUGUUUUCUACGUCUGCAAGGGUGCAUCCGAGCAUCCUCCCUCACCUGCGGCAGUCUCGCCGCCCCCCCUUUCGAUGGCUCAAAGCUGCUCUCGUUUUGUGCGGUGCAGGGUACAUUGCCAACGUUUACAUAGGCCGCGUACGGGAACGUCGGAUUGCGGAUAUUGUUGCAGCUGAAACAAAAGCUGCAGAACUGCAACGUCGAAAUAAUGCCCUUCUCGAUGUAUACGGGGAUAGAUCUAGUCUCGAAGAAUUGGAGAAGGCUGUCCAAUUUUACGAAAAGAAGUAA